GGCAACCACCGCCCACACAAGAGAAGCGGUCAUCGUCACUCAGCUUCAGCUUCUUCGUCUUGCCGUGGCCGUGUGUGUCCCGUGUCCGUGUGGAUUCAAAUCCGCUGACCGGCGGCCGCCUAUUUAUGCCCUACCCCGCCGGUUUUCUCUUCUCCUUUCCACGCUGGUCCACGCGGCUCCAACACCUGCCUGCCUGCCUGCCUGUUACACCAACCACGCGCGCCAAGCCGAAGCAGCCGUCGUCUUCCACCGAUCCGCCCGCCCGCCCGUUCCCCAUUGCUUGCCAAAUUGCCAUGGCGCAGCAGCAGCAGGUGGUGAGGCGGGUUCUGAAGGUGGCGCCGCCGGGGAAGGGCGACGGGGAGUGCUUUCCCACGGUGCAGGCGGCGGUCGACGCGGUGCCGCUGGGCAACCGGGCGCGCGUCGUCAUCCGCCUCGCGCCGGGGGUCUACAGGGAGCCCGUCUACGUCGCCAAGACCAAGAACUUCAUCACCAUCGCGGGGGCCUCGCCCGAGGCCACCGUCGUGUCGUGGGACAACACCGCCACGCGCAUCAAGCACUCACAGUCAUCCAGGGUUAUAGGAACAGGAACAUUCGGCUGUGGUACGUUCAUUGUUGAGGGGGAGGAUUUCAUUGCAGAGAAUAUUACGUUUGAGAAUUCAGCUCCCCAGGGCUCUGGGCAGGCUGUUGCACUCCGGGUGACCGCAGAUAGGUGCGCUUUCUACAACUGCAGGUUCCUUGGUUGGCAAGACACAUUAUACUUACACUAUGGAAAACAGUACUUAAGAGACUGUUACAUUGAAGGCCACUGUGAUUUCAUCUUCGGUAACUCUAUCGCCCUUAUGGAACAUUGCCAUAUCCAUUGCAAAGCAGCAGGAUUUAUUACUGCUCAUAGCCGGAAGUCCACAUCAGAAUCUACUGGCUAUGUAUUCUUGAGGUGUACUAUUACUGGAAAUGGAGAUGGUGGAUAUAUGUUCCUAGGUCGGCCAUGGGGGCCCUUUGGAAGGGUUGUCUUUGCAUACACUUUUAUGGAUCGAUGCAUUAAGCCUUCUGGGUGGCAUAACUGGGACAAAUCCGAGAAUGAGCGAACUGCUUGCUUUUAUGAGUACAGGUGCUCCGGGCCAGGCUCCCAGCCGUCGAACCGGGUGACCUGGUGUAGACAAUUGCUGGAUGUUGAAGCAGAGCAGUUCCUUGCACACACUUUUAUCGAUCCAGACGUUGAUAGGCCAUGGCUCCUCCAGAUGAUGGCAAUAAGAGUACCAGCCUCAGCAUAGUUUGAUCCGAGGUCCUGGUUCAUGCCUCCUUUGUAGCCCAUCUAAUAAAUAAUAAUAAAGUUGGUGGAUGCGGAUGCAUUUUAUAUUUAUAUAAGUUUGUAAAGUUUGUUCAAUUGGUAUCCACUUUUUCUCAUUGAGGGUGGUGGGGGUAGAGAAUGAGAGAGGUUUUGCUGUGAGAAGCUUGUAACGAACUCGAGCACUGGGCUGAAAUACAUGCAGAUAUUAUUUUGCAUGUCC
Molecule: messenger RNA, 1508 nt
Organism: Sorghum bicolor (sorghum)
Lineage: Eukaryota; Viridiplantae; Streptophyta; Magnoliopsida; Poales; Poaceae
Product: pectinesterase 31
Exons: 6
Coding region: 126-1271 (381 amino acids)
Biological process (GO): cell wall modification
Molecular function (GO): pectinesterase activity
Source: RefSeq, a predicted model, not a curated record